Messenger RNA from Lodderomyces beijingensis, 1470 nucleotides. The record is from the annotation of a GenBank genome assembly. NCBI's taxonomy places the organism in Eukaryota, Fungi, Ascomycota, Pichiomycetes, Serinales, Debaryomycetaceae.
AUGAUGGAGAGUUAUGAGCAGAGGAAUGUAUAUGGUGAAGACGACAUUCAAGUGGAGGAUAGCAAGAAUGACCCGGUGGAGGAAGUCAAUACGGAUAAGGAGGUGCAGCCGUCUUUUGCAAUGGGGGACCAAGCGAGCAUUGAUUUUACAUCUGCCGAGUGGGACUAUUUGAGAAUAGCACAACAUACAAUUCACCAGCAGACUUUUGACAGCAAUGGCACUGAAAUUUCACCCUCGAUAUCAAACCAUACGUUGCAGCUGCUACGUCCCGCGUUUUCAUCGGAGUAUGACACAGAUGCUACUGAUUUUUUGGGUUUUGCCGAUGGCCGUAAUCUUAGCACUUCGCACGUUCAUAAUACGGCUGGAGGAGGGAUUGUUGUGGGGCAUGAUAAUGGCUCCAAUUUCAAGAUUAGCCAGGACUUUGCUUUUCCGCACCAGUUGGAUGCCAGCUAUUGGGAUUAUAUGAUGGAGAAGGAGAAUAUUACGCACGGUAUAAAUGAGCCACGACUUUACGAACACAAUUCAAUUCAAUUGAAUAAAAAUGACGAAAUUGGAAGAGCAGAUGCAGAUGCAGACGCAGACGCAGACGAGAGAACGGCAAAUGAUUUUGCAACAGAAGCAACUCUUGAGCCAAGUCAGCCAGAUAAUGAUGAUGCUCCUUCUUAUUCUUCUGCUGCUGCUGCCACCGCCGCGGGGAAGUUUUACGACGACGAAAUGCAAUUGUAUCAACUCAACAACAACAUUUACGAGGACUUAUCUUACAAGAGAUUUGAUGAAUCUCAACUAGUCGAGGCAUUGCUGCGAAGCGAUCGACUAUCGCUGCCUCCUAAGAACGCACCUAAUGUUUCGGCAAAUGUCUAUAAUCGAUCUUUUGAGGACCUUGGAUCAGCCAUGGCUCUGGCGCUGGCGCUGGCACUGGCACUGGCUUCUGCUCUGGCUCUGGCGCUGGCACUGGCACUGGCACUGGCACUGGCACUAGCACAGGCUCAAAGUCAAAGUCACAAUCAAAACCAAAACCAAAACCAAAAUCAAAAUCAAACUCUGGCACAUUUGGUCGUUGACUUUGACAAGUUUGUCACGUCUCCCAUAUACGAAUGGCCCGAAGACGAAACCACCGGUUGUGAUAAGUUUCUAAACAAGAUGAAGUUGCGACUAGCCAACUUGGAACCAAGAGCAAUUAGUGAGCUGGUGUUGAAAACGGUACGGGAAGAAUUUGUCAUUCAGGACUUGUUCUUAAGCGGCGCGUCUCCGCCAUCCCCUGAAAUCCCCAAACUGAUAAGGAAAAAAUCCGAUCGCGAUGUCGAAUGGACACCGCUUUCUGUUUACAAGGCAUACACGAACAUCAAGUCGCCAACGAACGGCAAGGAUUCUUACAAUCGCUUAGUACCGUACACAUCUUGCAUAGGAACCUUGAAUUACCGUCCCAAGGAUCAUGCCGCUUGGAAAAGGUCGCCCAACAGGAGGCAAUAA